CGGACGUGCAGAAAAGCAGAUAUUGGCACGACCAGGAGAGCGUGAGCGGCCCUUGGGGUGAGCUUAUCUGGAGUUCGAGAAGCAUCAACUACAUAAAAAUGACCAGAGGAAAUCAACGUGAUCUUGCCCGCUUAAAAAAUGCCAAGAAGCAAGGGGACCAAAAUAAGGGGAAGAGGAGUGAUGAUGGUUUGUCUGCUGCAGCCCGUAAGCAGAGGGAUGCAGAGAUAAUGCAACAGAAGCAGAAAAAAGCAAAUGACAAGGGAAGUGACAAGUCUAAAUAACCUCGGAAAAGGAGUCCAGAUCUUAGAGGACGUCCCUCGCCUCACUUACUUCUGAGUUUUGAGAAGCGAUCAUACUGUCUAGGCUCCGGAAAAUAGAAUCCUACAAACCUACAUUCUUUCCUAUGGCAAAUUACGUUGCGUGUUGCAUUUUGGAUUUGUUUAAAAUGUCUGGUGAAAUAAAGUCUGAAAUUGUU
This is a messenger RNA of Osmerus eperlanus (European smelt), 475 nucleotides long. It is a transcript of the gene serf2b, whose product is annotated as small EDRK-rich factor 2b. Lineage: Eukaryota; Metazoa; Chordata; Actinopteri; Osmeriformes; Osmeridae. The record is from RefSeq and is a predicted model, not a curated record. Bases 99 to 281 code for a protein of 60 amino acids. The transcript is spliced from 3 exons.